AUGAGCGCGGUGGGCGUGCGGAUGCUGACCCGCAGCCGGAGCGGGGGGCCCGGGGCCCGGCCGCAGCGCGGUGGGGAGGAGGCCGCGCCGCUCCGGGGCGGAGAGGCGGCUGCAGAAGGAGGGCGACGCCCCGAGCCUGCGAGGUGUCCGCGGAGGGCGCGCAAACUGAAGGUGGCCUACGAGGCCUCGGCCGGGGAGAAAGGAGCGGGCGCCGAGCCCCUUGCGGCGCCGGGCUGGGAGCCCCGGGACUGGCGGCUGCACCUGGCGAACGUGCGCGCCAUGAGGAGUGGGAAGGACGCGCCUGUGGACCAGCUGGGAGCUGAGUGCUGCUAUGACCCCAGCGCACCCCCAGAGGUGCGGAGGUACCAGGUGCUGCUGUCGCUCAUGCUCUCCAGCCAGACCAAAGACCAGGUGACCGCCGGCGCCAUGCAGCGGCUGCGGGAGCGGGGCCUGACCGUGGACAGUGUCCUGCGCACAGACGACAGCACGCUGGGAGCGCUCAUCUACCCGGUGGGCUUCUGGAGGAGCAAAGUGAAGUACAUCAAGCAGACCACGGCCAUCCUGCGGCAGCGCUAUGGAGGGGACAUCCCGGCGUCUGUGGCUGAGCUGGUGGCUCUGCCAGGGGUGGGGCCCAAGAUGGCACACCUGGCCAUGGCUGUGGCCUGGGGUACCGUGUCAGGCAUCGCAGUGGACACACACGUACACAGAAUCGCCAAUCGACUCAGGUGGACCAGGAAGACCACAAAGUCCCCUGAGCAGACACGCAAGGCUCUGGAGGAGUGGCUGCCCAGGGAGCUGUGGGGCGAGAUCAACGGACUGCUGGUGGGCUUCGGCCAGCAGACCUGCCUACCCACGCGCCCACGCUGCCAGGCCUGCCUCAACCGGACCCUGUGCCCAGCCGCCCGGGGCUCUGAGGGCUGAGCGGGCCAUGCUGUCGUGACGCGCCUUUGUGGGAACACGUAGCCUGUUUGUAAUAAAGCUUGGGGUUGUUUGCAGUCGGGUCUGGCUCUUGUCU
Talpa occidentalis (Iberian mole) is the source of this 1015-nucleotide messenger RNA. RefSeq names its product nth like DNA glycosylase 1 (gene NTHL1). Gene Ontology annotation, molecular function: DNA binding; DNA-(apurinic or apyrimidinic site) endonuclease activity; oxidized pyrimidine nucleobase lesion DNA N-glycosylase activity. The record is from RefSeq and is a predicted model, not a curated record. Gene Ontology annotation, cellular component: nucleus. Bases 1 to 921 code for a protein of 306 amino acids. Gene Ontology annotation, biological process: base-excision repair; base-excision repair, AP site formation; nucleotide-excision repair. NCBI's taxonomy places the organism in Eukaryota, Metazoa, Chordata, Mammalia, Eulipotyphla, Talpidae. The transcript is spliced from 6 exons.